Molecule: messenger RNA, 3153 nt
Organism: Anopheles marshallii
Lineage: Eukaryota; Metazoa; Arthropoda; Insecta; Diptera; Culicidae
Product: kinesin heavy chain-like
Exons: 4
Coding region: 1-3153 (1050 amino acids)
Biological process (GO): microtubule-based movement
Molecular function (GO): microtubule binding; ATP binding; microtubule motor activity
Source: RefSeq, a predicted model, not a curated record
AUGUCGGGCGUACGGGAAAUACCGGCGGAGGACAGCAUCAAGGUGGUGUGCCGUUUUCGGCCACUGAACGACAGCGAGGAGCUCGCCGGCUCAAAGUUCGUCGUGAAGUUCCCAUCCGGACCGGAGGAAAACUGUCUCUCGAUCGGGGGCAAGGUGUACCUGUUCGACAAAGUGUUCAAACCGAACGCGACACAGGAGAAGGUGUACAAUGAGGCGGCAAAGUCGAUCGUUUCGGACGUGCUGGCCGGCUACAACGGCACAAUCUUCGCGUACGGUCAGACGUCAUCCGGUAAGACGCACACGAUGGAGGGCGUGAUCGGUGACCCGGCCAAACAGGGCAUCAUACCGCGCAUCGUGAACGACAUCUUCAACCACAUCUACACGAUGGAGAUGAACAUCGAGUUCCACAUCAAGGUGUCGUACUAUGAGAUCUACAUGGACAAGAUCCGCGAUCUGCUGGACGUGUCGAAGGUGAACCUGAGCGUGCACGAGGACAAGAACCGGGUGCCGUACGUGAAGGGUGCAUCGGAACGGUUCGUCUCCAGCCCGGAGGAGGUGUUCGAGGUGAUCGAGGAGGGCAAAUCUAAUCGCCACAUCGCGGUAACCAACAUGAACGAACACUCGUCCCGGUCGCACUCGGUGUUUCUCAUCAACGUCAAGCAGGAAAACAUGGAGAACGAGAAGAAGCUGUCCGGUAAGCUGUAUCUGGUCGAUUUGGCCGGUUCGGAAAAGGUGUCGAAAACGGGCGCCGAGGGUACGGUGCUGGACGAGGCGAAAAACAUCAACAAAUCGCUGUCGGCGCUCGGCAACGUUAUCUCCGCACUGGCAGACGGCAACAAAACUCACAUCCCGUAUCGUGACUCCAAGCUGACACGUAUCCUGCAGGAAUCGCUCGGUGGCAAUGCGCGCACCACCAUCGUCAUCUGCUGUUCGCCCGCCAGUUUCAACGAGUCGGAAACGAAGUCAACGCUUGAUUUUGGACGCAGAGCAAAGACGGUAAAGAACGUGGUAUGCGUGAACGAGGAGUUGACGGCGGAAGAAUGGAAGCGACGGUACGAGCGGGAGAAGGACAAGAACACGAAGCUGAAGGGAAAGAUCGAGAAGCUCGAAGCGGAACUGGCCCGGUGGCGGGCGGGUGAAACGGUUAACGUGGAGGAGCAGCUCGAUCUGCAGCAGGACGCUAUGGAGGCGAGUACACCGAACGUGGAGGUGCUGCUGGGACAACCGGCCGAUCUACCCGUGCCGGCGACACCGGGCGGUGGCGGUCUACCGUUAUCGGCCGAGCGCGAUACGCUCGAGGUCGAACGGGAGCGUCUGUACCAGCAGCUGGAUGAGAAGGAUGAGGAAAUCAACCAGCAGUCGCAGUACGUAGAGAAGCUGAAGGAGCAAAUAAUCGACCAGGAAGAGUUGAUCGCUAACACGCGCCGCGACUACGAGAACCUGCAGUCGGAGAUGACCCGCAUUCAGCAGGAGAACGAGAAUGCCAAGGAGGAGGUGAAGGAGGUGCUGCAGGCGCUCGAGGAGCUCGCCGUCAACUACGACCAGAAGUCGCAGGAGAUCGAGCUGAAGAACAAGGAAGUCGACACAGUGAACGAAGAAUUGCAGCAGAAGCAGGCAACACUCAACACCGUCCAGUCGGAGCUGCAACAGCUGAAGGACAUGUCGUCACACCAGAAGAAGCGCAUCAACGAGAUGCUGACCAAUCUAUUGCGCGAUCUGUCCGAGGUCGGGCAGGCGCUCGCCGCUGACCAGAAUGAGAUGAAGAUGAACGUGGAAGCGUCCGCCGGCAAGGUGGAGGAAGAGUUCACCGUCGCCCGGCUCUACAUCAGCAAGAUGAAGUCGGAGGCGAAGAACCUGUCGGCACGGUGCGCCAAUCUCGAAUCGUUGCAGCAGGAAACCUGCCGGAAGGUGGGCGAUUACGAGAAGGAGCUGAGCGAAUGUCGGUUGCUGAUCUCGCAGCACAAAGCGCGCAUGAACUCGCUCCAGGAGUCGAUGCGUGAGGCGGAGAACAAGAAGCGCACGCUGGAGGAAAACAUCGAUGCGUUGCGCGAGGAGUGUGCAAAGCUGAAGGCGGCGGAACAGGUGUCGGCAGUGAACGCGGAGGAGAAGCAACGUGCCGACCAGCUGAAGGUGGCGUUCGAAAGCCAGAUGGACCAGUUGCGCGAUGUGCACACCAAGCAGGUGUCGGCACUGCGCGACGAAAUUUCCGAGAAGCAGGAGCUAAUCAACGAACUGAAGGACACCAACCAGAAGCUGACACUUGCCCACCAGCAGAUGACGGCCGACUACGAGAAGCUGAAGCAGGAAGAGCAGGAAAAGUCGUCCAAACUGCAGACACUUAUGUCAGUAUCACCUUCCCUACACUCGCUUCUACUAACAUCGCCACAGCAUACCUUCCACCACCAUCAUCAAUCUAAUCUUGAUUCGAACAAGCUCCUAGAACAGCAACAGCAGCAGCAGCAGCAGCAGUAUCAUGAAAAGCAACCCGAUUGGUUUGCGCUGGAGGCGGAAACGCUUCCCUCUAAGCAAUCCCUUUCACCCACCGGUUCUCACUCCGGUCUGGCGUCGCCCGUCUCGUCCAGUCUUGGGCAGUUGGGCGGCCCGACCCAGACCGCAUCGCUAGUGCGCCUGCUGCAGGCAGUCCUCAGUGAGGAUGAGCAGCAACAGCAGUGUAGGACAUCGGUGUCCAACAAUGCGGCAGUCUCUUCCACCUCACCCACGCAUCCAGGCGGCCAACGUCUGUCGAAGCGGGACAAGAACCGUGCAAACGAAGAGAACGCCAAACUAACGCCAUCAUCCACGCCGGAACGGCACCAACAGCAACCAACCCGUAAGCGCACCGCUAAAUCGCGCCGGAUGCUUAACUUCCGAGCGAAGCGUGACGACGAGCGGGAAAUGCCCGGUCUGGCGGCGGCGGUAUCAAACCCCCCUUCCCGGCAGCAGCACGCCCAGUCACAGCCCCGUUGCCGUUCGGCCGAUUCCUCCCCCGCACCGUGCGCCGGCAUGGAGCUGGAAAGUGUGUGCGGUUGGCCGGGCCGACUGAUUAGCUCACUGCUGCCGAAGGGCAUGCCGACGCUCCAGUUGCAUCUGCUCAUUUCGCUCACGAUGGUGCUGCUAACGCACCGCUGUCCACAGUUUAUGCUGGUGCUGUAA